AUGUCUGAGUUUGAAAAGUUGCGCAAAAGUUUGCUGAAAAAGGCUGAGCUCUACGAGGAUCUGGACUUUCCGUGCACUCAGUCGUCGGUCUUCUAUCACGAGACGCCUCCCUUUCAGUUCGUGUGGAAGCGGCCCAAAGAGAUCUGUUCCGCACCGGUAUUUCUGGCCGACUCGCAGAACAACUACUUUAACCUAAGCGCCGGCAAACUCGGGGACCAAUGGUUCGCGUCAGUGAUCGGGUGUCUGAGGACUACGAAAGGCCUCUUCUAUCGCGUGGUUCCCGCGGAUCAGAGUUUCGACGCCGAAGAGUACUGCGGAAUGUUUCGGUUCAGGAUAUGGUGGAAUGGCGAGUGGAAAGAGGUUCUGGUGGACGACCGGUUGCCCACAGUUAACAAUAAGUUGAUUUUCAUUCAAUCACUUCAUGGCAACCAAUUCUGGACAUCGCUUCUGGAGAAGGCUUACGCCAAACUUCACGGCAGUUAUGAGGCACUCAAAUACGGCAACUCUUUGGAUGGUUUGGCCGAUUUGACGGGCGGUAUAAGUGAGUCAAUCAGUAUUAAGGACACGACAGGACUUACCGAAAAUCUAACGAAGUUCUUGAGCAUGACUUCCAUCGUGACGGCUGUCGUCCACAAUGAGACCCCCUCUGAGAACACGUCCGCCAAUCGGAACGCCAACGGAAACGAACGACUGGCCAACGGGAUAGCUAUCGGCAGUAACUACAGAGUAAUGGCCGUCGAGAAGGUCGAGACCAUCACCGGAGAUAUCGUCCAAUUGGUGCGACUGAGGAAUCCGAUGGGUCUGUGCAACGACUUCGUGGGCUCGUGGGGUCACAAGGACUCCGUCGAGUGGAAGGGUGUGUGCGAUGACGUCAAGAAUCGGCUGAACCAUAAGUACACCAUUGAUGGCGAGUUCUGGAUCACGUACAACGACUUUAUCAAAGUGUUCACUGCAUUGGAAGUGAUUCACCUGGAUCUGGAAACCAGCAAAGACGAGCCCAGUCUCAGGGGUCACACGCCAUGGCAUAUGAAGUUUUUGAGGGGCGGCUGGAAGAAGGGGGUGACCGCCGGGGGCUGUCGUAAUAACGCCGACACCUUUCACAUCAACCCUCAGAUUCAGAUCUAUUUGCCCGAAACGGACGAAACUGUCAUUUGUCUCAAUCAACAUUUACUACUGGAGGCCAAAGUGAUCGGCUUUAGUAUAUACUCGACUCCCGGGCCGAAGCUGUCGGCGCCCAAUAAUAAUGACCACAAAUUAGACAAAUCCUUCUUCAAGAAGAACAAGUCGAGCGCCAGUUCUUCGUAUACGAACAGCAAGUAUGUGGUGAUGAGGACUACCCUGGAGUCGGGCGCUCACGUACUGCUGCCCACCACUUAUGAGACGGGACAAGAGGGCCAGUUCUCUGUGCGCAUCCAUUCCUCCAAAGCUAUCAAAAUAAAACUGAUGGACUGCACGCCAGCCAUCGUGAAGCCGGUGGUGACCAAAGCGCCGCCAACUUUCGACCAGAAGUUCGCUCAAUACGAGGCUCUGUUCAUGCAAUUCGCUGAUGAGCACAAAACCAUAAACGCGUUUGAGUUACAAGAACUUCUGGAGACCUGUUUGCCAAAUGAUUACGUCAAGUCUUGUGCCACUUUAGAUGUCUGCCGACAGAUUGUCAUCACAUUAGAGGUGCGUAUCAACUAUUCGCGACUUAAACCCCCACUAACUGUGCCGACAUCCCAGGCCCCCAACGGAAGCGGUCGUAUCCAAUACAACGACUACAAGAACAUCAUGUGUUCGCUGAGGAACUGGCAAAACACGUUCAAAACACAUACGAAGGGCACGACUGGUAUACUGAGAGCCGAGAAACUCUACGAAGCGCUCAAUGAAAUCGGUUUGUCAUGUGAUAUACCAUUCCCGACCACUCUGUGGAUAACUAUUGAUUUUACGCACACAAUAGGUUUCCAAUUAAAUACGGAAAUCCUGUCGUCACUGGCGCUCCGGUAUAUGAGAAAAGACGGAACCCUACGGUUCGGGGACUUCGUGUCCGCGAUCUUACAUCUGGUGAUGGCUUUCAAUGUGUUCGAGAAGAAGGAUCCGCUUCAGAACAGAUACAUUAAACUCACUUUACCUGAGUUUCUUAGGGCAUCCCUCCAAUGA
Molecule: messenger RNA, 2139 nt
Organism: Oppiella nova
Lineage: Eukaryota; Metazoa; Arthropoda; Arachnida; Sarcoptiformes; Oppiidae
Source: the annotation of a GenBank genome assembly